Pyricularia oryzae 70-15 is the source of this 207-nucleotide messenger RNA. RefSeq lists its product as uncharacterized. The coding region runs from base 1 to 207 and encodes 68 amino acids. The transcript has 2 exons. NCBI's taxonomy places the organism in Eukaryota, Fungi, Ascomycota, Sordariomycetes, Magnaporthales, Pyriculariaceae. The record is from RefSeq and is a predicted model, not a curated record.
AUGUCGUCAAUCCUCUCGAGGGCGGGACCCGGGCUCAUUGUUGUGCCAAGAAUCUUGGAAGACUACGGGAAGUUGAAGGAGAAAUCCUGCUCCUUGGUUUUCCUUUCUCAACUUUCCCAGGAAAGUCUGGUGAAACGAGCAGGUACUCCACGCUCCGAUCGAGUAUGGAGCGCAUGCAUAGAUCUGGCCGGCAUGACCUAUCGCUAA